UAAGGGAAGGCCAAAGCUUAAGCUUUGGUCUCUUUGGCAGCCAAUCUUGCCUUCUUAGCAAACCCAAGACCCUUUCCCUCAACAACAGAAACCCAUAAAACUAUUGCCAGCUCUUUACUGAAAUUCCAACUGUUUCUUUUCAAUUUUUUGGUCGGAAAUUUUUUUUACAGGCAUAUAUAUCGACUCGUUACAGGGUUUCUGGUCAGCGGACUGGUCAAGUCGUACACAAAGAUAGGAUCUUUCUUGCGUUUUCAGGGGAAAUUUUGAAGUUGGCGGAUCGGUUGUGAAAAUAAAGGCUUCGGAAUUGGAGGUUAGAUGUUAAUUUGUCGAGGAGAAGGGUGAGGUGGGGCUGAAUUAUAUGGAUAACUUUUGCUGCUUCAGUUCCCAGGCUGGAGGACGCUCUUCAUGUGGCUCUGGCAAGGGAAGAAGUCAGCUGGGUCCUGUCAAAUAUGGGUUUAGCCUGGUAAAGGGGAGAGCAAAUCAUCCUAUGGAAGAUUACCAUGUUGCUAAAUUUGUUCAGAUUCAAGGACGAGAGCUUGGACUCUUUGCUAUUUUUGAUGGGCAUUUGGGUGACAGCGUACCUGCCUAUUUACAGAAGCAUUUGUUUUCUAAUAUCUUAAAGGAGGUUUGUCCGUAUUCACUGCACUGUUGGCUUGUCUAUCAUAUGAUUAUUGUGGACUAUUCUCUUUCUGUUUUGCAUGAAGUUCACGGGGAUGUUGCACGAGUGAACGGUCAACUGGCUGUAUCCCGUGCUUUUGGAGACAAGAACCUGAAAUCACACCUCCGAUCAGAUCCUGAUGUCACAAAUGCCAGCAUUGAGGCAGAGACAGAUGUACUCAUCCUUGCAAGUGAUGGUCUAUGGAAGGUGAUGUCUAAUCAGGAGGCAGUUGACAUUGCACGGAAGAUAAAGGACCCACAGAAGGGAGCAAAACAACUAGUGAUGGAAGCAUUACAUAGAGAAAGCAAAGAUGAUAUCUCCUGCAUUGUUGUGCGAUUUAUGGGGUGAAACCGCGAUAAGAUAUCCGUUAAUGUUUUUCAUAUGUAUACAAGUCGGAAGUUUGGGGGGAGGGAGGAACAGGGGAAUCUGAUUUGAUAUAGGUUAUAAACCCCACUCCACACCAUCUGUAGUAUUUUAAGUUUCUAUAUUCGUGUUGUGCGGUUUGUUAGAGCUUGAUUCUUCCCAUUUGUAGAUUCAUAGAAGCAUUUUUCUGUAAUUUACACGAGGCUUCGGAGCUGAGUUGUUUGACAGCCAGUAGUUCUUGUAAUAAUGAAGCUGGAAAUUGGUAUUUGUUGACAAGUCAAGGUAUAGAGAUAUAGUUGAAGGGUGUCUUGAUCAAGUUGGUGUUUGGUUGGCCCCUCUGAAGCAAAUGCAGAGCAUUUUUCUGACGGCCCCUCUGAAGCAUUCCACAAUUUACUUGGCAUUUAGGGCAAAGUGAAGUUUGAAGACCGAGAUAAGCGGAGGAAAGGUGGUACAAUAAUGUAACCUGGGGCGACAUCAAAAUAAAAAGCAUUCCGACCCUGAAGAUUGCUCGUUAACUUUGAUUGCCUCUUACGUUAAUACGUGGGGGCUUACUUUACUUUUACAUGGGGGCAUUUACUAAAUUUCUUGUUUUCUUGCUCACA
Messenger RNA from Coffea arabica (coffee), 1623 nucleotides. RefSeq names its product probable protein phosphatase 2C 9. Gene Ontology annotation, molecular function: protein serine/threonine phosphatase activity. Gene Ontology annotation, biological process: protein dephosphorylation. The record is from RefSeq and is a predicted model, not a curated record. NCBI's taxonomy places the organism in Eukaryota, Viridiplantae, Streptophyta, Magnoliopsida, Gentianales, Rubiaceae.